Molecule: messenger RNA, 4091 nt
Organism: Choloepus didactylus (southern two-toed sloth)
Lineage: Eukaryota; Metazoa; Chordata; Mammalia; Pilosa; Megalonychidae
Gene: FAM53C
Product: family with sequence similarity 53 member C
Exons: 5
Coding region: 187-1371 (394 amino acids)
Biological process (GO): protein import into nucleus
Cellular component (GO): nucleus
Source: RefSeq, a predicted model, not a curated record
CUCCGGCCGCGGCCCUGGGAACUGUAGGAUCCGCGACUCAGCAGGCAUGCCUGGAGAGGGAAGUCCCAAUGGUGCUAGAAUGGUGCUGCAGUGGCAGAAGAUGGCUCACAAGUGAGGUCUGAAGAACAACGGGGAAGAUAUCCAUCAUUUGCUCCAAAGUGUGCAAGUCAAAUCCUGGGGAGAAUCAUGAUAACCCUGAUCACUGAGCAGCUACAGAAGCAGACUCUGGAUGAGCUGAAAUGUACACGCUUCAGCAUCAGUCUGCCUUUGCCUGAUCAUGCAGACAUCUCCAACUGUGGGAACCCUUUCCAGCUUGUGUCUGAAGGUGCUUCUUGGAGGGGCCUGCCCCAUUGUUCCUGUGCCGAGUUCCAGGACAGCCUCAACCUCAGCUACCACCCCUCAGGCUUAAGCCUGCACCUCAGACCACCCAGCCGGGGGAGCUCCCCACAGGAGCAGCCCCUCUCCCAAGUCCUAAGCCCUGAGUCCCCAGACCCAGAGAAGCUCCCUGUGCCCCCCGCCCCUCCUUCCAAGAGGCACUGUCGCUCACUCUCAGUGCCCGUGGACCUGUCUCGCUGGCAGCCGGUGUGGCGGCCUGCACCCUCCAAGCUGUGGACUCCCAUCAAACACCGGGGUAGUGGUGGAGGGGGUGGGCCGCAGGUGCCUCACCAGAGCCCUCCCAAGCGGGUCUCCAGCCUCAGGUUCCUCCAAGCUCCCAGUGCCUCUUCUCAAUGUGCCCCAGUGCACAGACCAUACAGCCCCCCUUUCUUCAGCCUGGCCCUGGCCCUGGCCCAAGAUUCUUCUCAACCCCGUGCUGCCUCCCCUCAAAGUGGCUCCUGGGAGAGUGAUGCUGAGUCCCUGUCACCUUGCCCACCCCAGCGCCGCUUCUCCCUGUCACCCAGCCUGGGUCCACAGGCAAGCCGCUUCCUGCCCUCUGCCCGGAGCUCCCCCGCAUCCUCCCCGGAGCUGCCCUGGCGACCUCGAGGCCCCCGCGGCCUUCCCCGAAGCCGCUCACAGCCUUGUGAUCUGGAUGCCCGCAAAGCUGGGGUCAAGCGGCGCCAUGAGGAAGACUCCCGGCGGCUACGGCCUUCCUUGGACUUCGACAAGAUGAAUCAGAAACCAUACUCAGGAGGUCUCUGUCUCCAAGAUACAGCCCAAGAAGGCAGCAGCAUCUCUCCACCGUGGUUCAUGGCCUGUAGCCCCCCACCCCUCUCUGCUUCCUGCAGCCCCAUUGGGGGUUCCUCCCAGGUGCUGAGUGAAAGUGAAGAGGAGGAGGAGGGGGCCGUGCGGUGGGGGCGGCAGGCAUUAAGCAAGCGGACACUAUGCCAGCAGGACUUUGGGGACCUGGACUUGAAUCUGAUUGAGGAGAACUAAAACUGAGAGGCUACUUCCUGGAGCCACACAGACUGACUCUCUUAUGGCUACUAACAAGUGUCAAGGCCCAAGGCCAGGGGCCCAGCCUGGGAAUGGGGGUGAAUGGAGGGCUCCGACUCAGGUUAGCCGGAAACCUUCUCGCUCCAGGAAGCUUGACCAUGCUGAGACUGGCCGGGACAAGAUAAACGGAGCUGGUGGCGGGAGGGACAGCCCCAGAGCAGACCCUUCCCGUGGCGGCCCUGAGUGUGAGUAUCCCUGCCACCAAGAGAACAAUGGGCAGGGAAGGAAGGGGUCUGUUGACCCCAGCUCGGGGAAUUUCACUAGCCCCUUUGCUUCAAAGGGCACUUGUGUCUUAGAAUUUGGCCAGGGUGGGGGAUUCAAUCAGCCUCCUUGGAGAAACUGUGUGAGUGUGUGCGUGCAUGGGAGUGUCCUCGAGUAAAGGCAUUUGCGUAGCCUUAGGGAAGUAACGCAAGUUGCUCCUUAAUAACAGAGUAUCAUGAUACCCCAGGUUCCUGAGUUCACAGGACAUUGGGCUUUUUCAAGGAGUCAAGAGGAGGGCACCAAGUUUUCCUUUUUUCUAAAUAGCUCUGGAGCCAGGCUUGUAAUCUGUAAGCACCAUUGGCUCUGCAAAGGAUUCUGUUUUGGGGUACAGCAGGGUCUUUUAAGUGCUGUGACCUCAUCUAAUGUUUUUCUUCAGCACCCCUACCCCCUCCCCACUAGGCAGAUCUAGUACUGGGAGCUGGAAAGGGGGAGAGGUGUCUCUACAUUUUUUCUGAGCUGGCCUGUUUUCUAAUCAGAUUGCCUAGGCUAUAUACAUCCUGCCUCUCGCUCUCUAAGUAGAUGCAAGCACAUGUGGACAACUGAGGCAGGGUUGAAGGGCUCCAUCUCUCUCUCUCCCUAAUGAGGGGACCUUUUUCCCUUGCCCUCUAACCUUGGAGGUCAGAUAAAAGGAAGGCCCUGCAGUGGUUGCCAGCAUUUACUGAAGCAGAUGUGCAGCAGGACUUUGGAAGCAGACUGUAGGGAAGCCUAUUCUUACAUGAUCUAGGCCCAGCCUCUCUUCUGAUCUGCUUGAGAAAGGGGGGAUGGGGGUGUCAGCAUUUACUAGUUUGCUUGUCUUCUACUUCUGCCAGGAAAUGUUUAUUUGCCUCUAAUUGGCCCUGAGAGACCACAGGGAGGUUGGGGCUCACUGAAGGACUGGCUAAGGAUGCAAGGGAGUUGAUUGUUGUUGUUGGAUUGAAUUUCCUUUUUUAAGUUUUUCACCCACAACUCAAGCCAGGGCAGCAGGUUCCAGUAGCUGCAAUGAUGAGUUUAAAGACUGCAGAUACCUUGGUAGGGCUGGCACCAGUUGAAAUGCAUACUGAAGUUGCCACCACAAUAGCUUUUGAGGCUUUGUUCAGCUUUGGAUAGAGUGGCAGAACCAAAUUGGACUGUCCUUAGUGGAAGAAGGGCAUUUUCUCUUUGACUUUCAGGGUGUCUUAGGACCCAAGUUCCUCAUGUUAGGGAGGAAAACCAGGGGCUUUGUGUUUUCUUCCUCGUGGAGUUGAACCUGGCAUUUUCUGGGUCUCCCACAUACCGGACAGGAGAAUUGAUGAAGCUCCUGCUGCCUCACCUCCACAUCACAGGAGGUGGCCAUGUCUUAAGUCUCAGACCCUCAGAGGUUUUACCCUUCUCGGGCUCCUUCCCAUCUCCUGUUAGUAACCACAUAUUAUCCAGUGGGCCACCAGGUCUACGGAGACCUGCGAGAGGCAUUCUGGAGAAUACAGGGAAACUGUGAGCCCAGGAGUUUUCCAUCCUUGGUUUCAUCCCUCCCCUGGUGCUUCUCCCUCUUCAGGCCAUAAUUUCCCUUGUGCCAGCUUGUUUUCCUCCUGUGGCAUCCUCAUUCCUGGGUUCUCUGCUGCAGAUUGUCUGUGCCAGCUUCCAAUAGGCCAUUGGCAAUGCCGAGUGGGGUCUCCAUGGGCUCUAAGCUGAAGAAAUGAGGGCAGUGAUUCUGCCUCCAUCCUGGCUUCCCCAAAGCCCUAGGGCACCAUCAUUAGGGAGAAAGUCUACAGAUAAUACGUUUGAAUUCCAUUACUUUAAGACUGGAAGGUUAAACUCACCAGAAUUAUCAACUUGCUUCCCAGUCUAAGCACCCGUGGCCCUGGGACAAGCCUUUUCAAGAAGUGAUUCAUUUUGCUUUACACAAUAAUCUGUUCCAACAAUUCUAUGUAAACCAAGUGCUAUUUUUCAAUGCAUUUGGACUGCUGACCACUUAAAAGCAGCCUCUGAUUGCUUCUUUUGUAAAGUAAGCAACCUCCUCUACUUUAGCUGUUUUGACUAUUUGGAUUUUCACAUGUUGGGCUUACCCAGAGUGGAGCACACCUCUACAGGGCUUGUGGUUGGUGCUGGGUAGACAUCUGUAUCUGUGCUGUGUGUGUGGUGUGGCUGACCAGUAGGUGAGUAUUCCUGCGUGUGUGAGUGAAGCCACGCCUAGGCUGGUGCUCUCCUCCUGUGCCCCGUGACUGCCCAGUGGCAGCUCCAGCUGCCCUUCACUCCCACCUGCUGCCAAAGUCCCUGUGCUAAUGGGAUUACAAAUACAAAAAUGAAAAGAAAAAAAAUUUCGUAAACUUUGUUUUCUAUUAAAAAAAAAAAAUCCAUAAGUCUGUGUGUGUUAAACCUGAGGUCCUGCCUCUGUGGCUGUGUUUGAAAAAAUAAAGUUUUAUUAGAAUAAUCCAUUUUCCCAA